This is a messenger RNA of Wyeomyia smithii (pitcher-plant mosquito), 885 nucleotides long. It is a transcript of the gene Blos4, whose product is annotated as biogenesis of lysosome-related organelles complex 1 subunit 4. The transcript has 3 exons. Lineage: Eukaryota; Metazoa; Arthropoda; Insecta; Diptera; Culicidae. Bases 148 to 654 code for a protein of 168 amino acids. Gene Ontology annotation, cellular component: BLOC-1 complex. The record is from RefSeq and is a predicted model, not a curated record.
GCAUGAUUGGUUGCAUUAUAUUUGCUGGUCAUGUUUCGGGUAAAAAGAAUUCUGUUUCAUAUCUGAGCCCUGUUCGCCACCCACACAUCUCCCUAUAUGAUAGUAAACAACUACAGUUUAUAGCCCGAACUUAUUCAAAAUCAAACCAUGGCAGAAGAACCACUCAAAGAUUAUUCAUGCUACUAUCGUGCUUCAAAUCUGCAAACAGAGAUGCUACCGAUUGCAACACGUAUAGAUGAAAUGUUACUGCGGAUGGAAGAAUUCGAAAACUUACUAGAGUUGAUAAAACUGGAAUCCACUGUCACUACCCAACAGAACAUUCCCCGAAUACUACGGCUCAAACCGGAACUGGACGGUCUUUGCGAGAGACUAGAUCAACUGGAGAAAUUCGUUUCGAUGGUUUCGAAGAAUUUGGAUACCAUCGAACGCCAUGUGCAAAUUGCGGAGGAAGAACUAGAUAUACCAGACAAAACUAUAAACGUGUUGUUAAAAUCGUUGAAUAUUUUCGGUAAAUCUAAACAAGCAGAACGACAAACAAAUCGAAAUUUGACCAAUGGAAUGUAUGAAGCGCCUGUUAUUUUCAAAACAGAAGAUUAUUUUGGUAAACGAAGUACUGCCGAAGAAACGCCAGAAGGUGAAAUGGUGGAAAAGUGAUUCUCAGUUUCAAUAUUUUAUUAUUUAUCUAAAGUAGACAAUAAAUAUCCUUAUAGAAACUUUUUUGGUCAACACAUGUCACAGCUGAUGGAACGAAGAAACAUAUACACUUUCUCAAAGCAUGUCAGUAGUAUACGACGCAGUUUAUUUUAUGUUUCUUCCAAAUUUAAAAAUGGCAUUAACACAUGUAAGAAGUGUAAUUCUGACAAUAAACAUGUUCGUUUACUUAUA